UGUUUGCGGUGCCGCCCACCGGGGCGGCGGUUUCUCUCAACUUGAAAGGCCGCGGCCGCCUUUAAUGGCCAGCAAGUACGCGGAGUUACGCCCCCUACGCCUGCGGCCCGGUCGGCGCAGGGGCGGGGGGACAGAAUAGGCGGCGGCGCCCGCCGGCAGGGCACGUCGCUGCCUCCCCCCGCGGGGCCCGUGCUCCUCCCCGCGCCCCGGCUGCACGCUACGCUACAGUGCCGCGGCAGAGGCUGGUUUUACGACGGGCGCGCCCGCCGCCGCCCUAGUCGAAAGCUCGAAGGAGGGGGAGGGAGGAAGGAAUCCCCCUCUCGCUUUCGCAUCUUUAUUGCCGCUAGCCUUUCUGCGCUGUCUCCUCGGGAUCUGCGGGCUUCGUCCGGCCGCCCGCCCGUGUGGGUCGCUCUUGUUGGCGGGUUCUUCUCGCUUCGUCCGCCCCCCCGGUGGGAUUGCCGAGGUGUGGGGGCUGCUUGGGGGUGUACCGGUGGUGAGUUGUUGCCUUGUUGGUGAGCACUGCGAGGGAGCGCAGGACGGAGCUGGUGAUUAGAUUAGGCCGCCGGAUUAGAUUAGAGAUGACAUGCUGAUACCCCCUGCCUGAUCCUUCAGAGGGUGUCAUCAGAGCCCCCUCUGUGAUACAUUGUUUGGUAUAAAAUCAGUUUAAUAGAAGAUGCCAAGGUCUGAAUCAGACAGUGAUGAUAUUUUCUUUGACGCAUUUGAAAAUGUUCGGUCACCAAGGGAGCCUUCAUCCCCGGAGGAUUGCAGCACGAGCGAUGAUGUUUCAGUGCCAAGGAAGUUUGAGUAUGAGAUUUGGGCAAAUGAGCCAAUGAGUGUUCAAGAAAGGCGGCAAAGGUUCCUUAAGGGAAUGGGAUUAGAUGAAUUUGUUUCUACCAGGAUGGAUUCUUUUCAAUGCCAUGAGGAAAUCACAGCAGUUGAGUCUUUCACCGACACGGAGGAGAGAACUCUCAGUGGCCAUUCUUCCUUGGAUUCAUCUGUUUGUGACAAUGAAUUGGAAUUUGACGGUGCCUGUUGCAUAAGGGAUAUGGAUAGUGGAAAGAAAUAUGUAGUUCACAAUGGUGCACAUAGCAGUAUAACUAACAUGCUGAAGGAGGUUGGAUCAGAUAAGGUGAUGUCUCUUAUGGAGUUUGAGAGCCUGCUUGGCCUCUCCCGAUCUGUUCAAAAAUUGCUACGGAGAGGAUGUGGUAAUAGUCCUGCAAGAGAAACAAAAGGUGCUAAGAAAAAGGAUGUCAAAAGCUUAUGGAAGACAUUCAUGACAAAUAGAAGUUUUGGCGGCAUGUGCAAGUAUGACGUCCAUGUAAAAAACAGCACAACAGCUGUACCAACCAGAACAAGAGUUCAACAUCGGAAGAAAAAUUUUCUUGAAUUCUCUGCUGUCUACAUGGAUCAAGAAAUCAAAGCUCACAAGGGUUCAAUUAGGGUCAUGAAAUUCAGCCCAUCUGGCUUGUAUUUAGCAAGCGGUGGUGAGGAUUGUGUUGUACGAAUAUGGCAAAUCAUAGAAGUAGAAGCAUCUCCUAAGUUGUAUAAGGGAGAGGAUCCCUAUGAAAAGUUGGAGAAAGUCCAAGUCUUUAAGACAAAUAUAGGAAAGGGGCAGAAUCAUGGACUUGCAGUCAUACCCAAGAAGGCUUUUCGAAUUUCAGAGACUCCAUUACAUGAAUUUCAUGGACAUACAAGCGAUAUCCUCGACAUGACAUGGUCAAAAUCAGAUUAUCUCUUGACUUCGUCUAAAGAUAAGACAGUGCGCUUGUGGAAACCUGGCUGUGAUGGUUGUCUUGCAGUUUUCAAACACAAAGACUAUGUGACAUGUGUCCAAUUCAACCCUAUUGAUGAGAGAUACUUCAUCAGCGGUUCAUUAGAUGGUAAAGUGCGCAUUUGGGAUGUGUUGGAAAGGCGAGUAACUGACUGGGCUGAUACACGGAAUAUCAUAACUGCUUUGAGUUACCAACCAGAUGGAAAGGGUUUCAUUGUUGGCACGAUUGCAGGAGCAUGCCGCUUCUACAAUCAAUCAGCUCAAUAUCCCUUUCUAGGUGAAAACAUCCAACUAGAGAGAGAAUUAUUUGUGCAAGGGAAGAAAAAGUCAGCUUCCAGUCGAAUCAACAGUCUGAAGCUAUGUACAAGUGAUUCCAAUAGGAUUAUAAUCGCAUCAGCCGAUUCUAAAAUUCGAGUCGCCGAUGGAGAUACCAUCAAAAAAUUUGAAGGGCCAUGCAAGUCGAAGGCUCUAUCAUCACCGUCUCUAACUUCCGACGGCAGAUACCUUAUCUCUGCCGGCAAGGACUCCAAUGUCUACAUCUGGAACUAUGCCAACUCCGGAGAUGCCAAAUCAAUUCACUCUUGCGAGCUGUUCUUCUCCAAGGACUUGACCACCGCUGUGCCAUGGCCUAGUGUGCACCAGGACAGGCACACCAAGCCUCCCUGCCUGGCCGAGAAAUCCUCCAGCGCGCCCGCUCUGCGCCGGCACGGGGAGUCCCGGUCCCCCGGGCCGUGGCCCUUCGCCGACGGCACCAAGGGGUCGGCGACAUGGCCGGAGGAGAAGCUGCCCUCCGCCGCGAAGCCCGAGAGCGGCCCGCAGCUGGGCGCCUGCCUCUCCGCGAUCUCCGCCGCGUGGAGCACGGUCAUCGUGACCGCCAGCCGCGACGGCGUGAUCCGGUCUUUUCCCAACUACGGCCUGCCCGUGAGACUCUGAUAACUCCAGUCAGCGGAGCGCAGCCGUGGUUGGUGACUGAUAACCCCGCUACUAACACCUUGCAUUCUUUUCUUUUUUCGUCAGAGUACCUAGAAAUUCUUCUUUUUUUUUUUGUAACAUUUGUUCAGAUCGUGAACUUCUUACGAGGAAGAGACGAUCUGUUGUCGGUCCAAGUGCAAACGCUUGUGCUGCUUCCCCUAAUCUUUUUGCUGAAUGGUCUGUUAAGUGAACAGUAAGAAAAGAGUCAUUCAGUUAUUACCUGCAUCCGAGGUAUUCUUAA
Panicum virgatum (switchgrass) is the source of this 2984-nucleotide messenger RNA. RefSeq names its product 2-deoxy-glucose resistant protein 2-like. The record is from RefSeq and is a predicted model, not a curated record. The transcript is spliced from 8 exons. NCBI's taxonomy places the organism in Eukaryota, Viridiplantae, Streptophyta, Magnoliopsida, Poales, Poaceae. Gene Ontology annotation, molecular function: protein binding. The coding region runs from base 674 to 2704 and encodes 676 amino acids.